Messenger RNA from Oikopleura dioica, 888 nucleotides. The record is from the annotation of a GenBank genome assembly. Lineage: Eukaryota; Metazoa; Chordata; Appendicularia; Copelata; Oikopleuridae.
AUGGAAAAUACUUUCACAACUACAACGACGACGACAACAACAGAAGCUACUACAACCAAAACGACAACAACUUCGCCAACUACAACAACGACGAGUACAACAACAACUACAACAACAACAGAAGCUACCACAACUUCCACAUCAAAAACGACAACAACGACACAAGCGACAAGUACAACGACUACGACAACGGAGGCUACAACAACUACGACGACAACAACAACAACGACAACAACCUCGUCCUCUUCCCCAACAUGUCCGCCCCUGACUUCUAGCUUCGGAUUAACAAACGGUUCUUGGAGCUGUGAUGGAAAUGAAGAAGAUGACAACUGUCGAUGGAUUUGCGACUAUGGAAUCCCCACUGGAGCUCGUUCAAAAUGCCUCGCUGAAAAAACAGGCGACUGGAAAGCUCCGAGCGAUAAAGUAAAGGCUAAAGCUGACUGCUCGCUCUGUGAAGAAGUUGGACCCGAUUUGACACCUACCGAUGGAACUUGGACCUGUCAAAACAAGAAGGCAAAACGAAUUUGCCAGUUAAACUGCCCAGACCGAAAACGAGCUGUUUUCGCAGAGUGCAUCGUUGCUAAGAACCAAGCAUUCGCGAUCAACACGAAGAUUUCGCAAGAAGAAAAUACAUGCGAGCCGGUGGUCGGACCUUGUGACGUCUCCCUUGUCACGGAAAACGCACCCGACAACGCUAAAUGGAAUGGCAUCGACUUCUCGGCUGCAUUUGACUUCUCGCAGACAAGCUCUGAUCCAAAGAUCGUUCUUUGGGGAAGACGAAAGUGCAACUCUGGCGACGGCUUCCACCCCAAGACUCAAAUCAUGUGCAAAAUUACUAAAAAGGGAGCAAAAUGGAUUUUCAAGGGCAACGCGCAGAAAAACUGUUGA